Molecule: messenger RNA, 270 nt
Organism: Cylicostephanus goldi
Lineage: Eukaryota; Metazoa; Nematoda; Chromadorea; Rhabditida; Strongylidae
Source: the annotation of a GenBank genome assembly
GUCGAAGAUUUUCUUGAAAUGGAUACGAGAAGUAUUGUCGAACAGGAUACAACGCAUACAUGGAAUGAGCGACAUCGUCAGUUAACGAAAACUAUUGCGCAGGUGCUCGAAGAUUAUUCCAUUGUAAAGUUUGUUCCGCUUAACUGCGAUGAAGAAGAAAGCGUUGAACAGUUAUUACUCGUUAUCGAUACUACGAUCCAAUAUGGUGAAGAUCUCGAAGUAAGAGACAGGUAUCCAGAAGAGGAAGAUCCAGAAGAAAGAGAAAACUAA